Messenger RNA from Petromyzon marinus (sea lamprey), 2006 nucleotides. RefSeq lists its product as uncharacterized. The record is from RefSeq and is a predicted model, not a curated record. NCBI's taxonomy places the organism in Eukaryota, Metazoa, Chordata, Hyperoartia, Petromyzontiformes, Petromyzontidae.
ACCCCUCUCCCCUCCCCUACACACACACUCCAAAAACAUACACACACACAAAUUCCACCCCAAACAAACCCAGAGAACGUGUUCACGAUUUCCCGCACCCCUCCAUCUCCCCACUCUCUGUCUUGUCCGUCUCUCUCCCCCUCUCUCUCUAACUGAUCCGAUCAGCCUCAACGGAGGUCUCGCCUGCAUGAGCUCACGAACGACGGGGACUCUCUUAACGCGCGAGGGGGUUGCGUGCAAGGGGCGCGGGAGCGACUGAUGAGCCGGCAGCGGUGGCGGAGAGAGGGGAAGGCAGCGCCGAGAGGAGAGACGGAAGGGAAGAGAGGACGGCAAUGGCUGAGCUGGGACGUGGAGCCAUCGAUCCAGCGAGGGACGGGGUGGUGCUGGCGGAGAGGACGGUACCCCGGCCACUUCCACCCGGCAGCCGCCACAGGGAGUUCAGCUUCGGGGCCCUCUCGCUGGGCGAGCCCCUGCCACCCAUCGCCUCCGCCUCCCCGGGAUUGAGCCGCACAGCCCCGGCCAGCCCGGCCACCUCCACGCGCCUCCCGGCCAACCGGCCCAAGUCGGCAGUGGCCCGCAGACCGCCCAGCGGCGCCAUCACCACCGUCAUCACCGUGUCGCCCAGGAACCCGCCACCGCCCAUGGUGAUGGGCCGCAGUUACACGCAGUUCCCGGACGGCACGGGCACCCCGCAGGCGUGGCGGGAGGUGCGGGCGGUGCACAACUUCCCCAGGGACGCGCCCGCGCCCAUCGAGUCCCAGCCCAAGCGAUCGGGCAACGGCGGCGGCGGCGGCGGCGCCAACGCCAACAUCGUGGUCGCCGCCAGCCGGGUGCAGGUGGUGCGCGAGGGCCGGCGGGGCCAAGACGUGGGCAUCGCCAUUCCCGUGUGGCCCAAGCCCGGAGGCAGGGUAUCGGCGAUCCGGCCGGACCCCCGCGGCAACACCCAGCCUCAGCGCCAGCACGGCGCCGCCGCGGAACGGCCGCCGCUCAGCCCGCUCGCCUCCUGCUGCGCCCGCAUCUGGCACUACGACGACGGGCACCGCUGGUAUUCGUUCCGCGGCAAGGGCGUGGGCUGGCUGUGCGUGCUGCUGCCGGCGUUGCUGGUGGCCGGCCCCGUGGUGCAGGCGCUCAAGCUGAUGCAGCUCAACGGGCGCUGCGAGCGGUGCUGGGCGCGGUGCUGGGCGCGGGACCCGCUCUACGACUGGUUCAGCUGGCGCGACAAGGGCCCCGGUUGGCGUGCCAUGCUGGCGCCGCUGUACGCCCUGCUGUGCCCGCUCGUAGUCGUCUUCGUCAUCUUCACCGUGCUGUCGCUGGCGUUCUGCGAUUCGGGGACGGCGGGUGCCGACGUGGAGGCGGGCGGAGGUGUUGGUGGCGACGGCGGCGUGGGAGGGAGCACGAUGCCCAACGGUCGACCGGAUGCAUCCAAGCCUCACGGCAAACAAGCAGCAGCGCGCGAGCCAGCCUGGUGACCGCUGGCGCUCGCAACGCUCACGACAAUAGCGGCGUGAAAAGCAGACACGUCUGCGGAAGCUCACACCGAAGAAAAACUGCAAACGAAUGUAAAGCGAUGAGUUGCGUCGACUGUUUUCUGAAGAUGCAAUGCUGCAAGGUUUUAUGCGAAAGUGCUCGAUCAUAACCUCUCCCUGAAAAUGAGUCAACACCGAGUUGAGAAUUUUUUUUUAAGGGAAAUAAAUUAUGCAGAGAGGGGGAUGGUAUGUAUUGAAAACAUGAAAAGGCAAAAUACUCUUUAAAACAUAAUGCAAUAGAGACAAUGACAAAUACGUAGAGGUUGUUACACUGACAAACUUCACGUGAAGUUGUUUUAUGUGAAUUUUUAAAAAGAAACCAAUCAAAGCAAUUGUAUGCACGUAUGCGUGUUGCUGUAGUAUCAGGGAGUGGCAGUGUAGCGGUUAGCGCGCUGCGCUACGAACCCGGCAAUCCGGGUUCGAUUUCCACUCACGGUCAACACCCAAUGAUAAUUAUCUCAAACGGUCCUGUGCCUCCCC